Morus notabilis is the source of this 744-nucleotide messenger RNA. RefSeq lists its product as uncharacterized. Lineage: Eukaryota; Viridiplantae; Streptophyta; Magnoliopsida; Rosales; Moraceae. The coding region runs from base 1 to 744 and encodes 247 amino acids. The record is from RefSeq and is a predicted model, not a curated record. The transcript is spliced from 3 exons.
AUGUCUGACAGCGUUUCCGAGACUACUAGCAAUCUAGAACAGCCCAAGAAUACCCCUUCAAGACCUGCUGCUGCUGCCUCCACCUCGAGCAAGAUUGGUUACUUGACCGGAGAGAAGAAGGAGCCUGUGGCUGAUGAUGCAACCUAUCCAACGUGGGACACUGAAAAUUCCAUGGUGAUGACGUGGCUUGGUGAACUCUAUGGAGGAGGACAUAAGCUCCAAUUACUUGUGCUAUCACACGGCAAAGGAGCUUUGGGACAACGUCAAUCAAAUGAUUUAGAUCUUUGUAAUCAUUAUGAAUGGAAAUCCCCAGAAGAUUGUAAUCACUAUAAGAAAACGGUAGAGGAUAACUGUAUUUUUAAAUUUCUUAUUGGACUUAACGUGGAGUUUGAUGAGGUGAGAGGCAGAAUUAUUGGUAGACAGCCACUUCCUUCGAUUGGAGAGGUGUUUUCUGAGGUCUGCCGUGAAGAGAGCCGCCGUCUGGUCAUGCUUGGCAAGAAGAACUUCGGCAGUAAUGUUGAAAACUCUGCCUUGGCCGCUGGAAUGAAUAGUGGCCGAAACACUACCAAGAAGACUGAUGAAAGACGCAUUUGGUGUGACCAUUGCAAUAAACCACGUCAUACACGUGAGACCUACUGGAAGAUCCAUGGGAAACCGGCUAAUUGGAAGGGCUCUCAUGAAGGCCGAUUCACUCGCAAUGCUACUGCACAUGAGGCUGAAUCUGUUCCAUUUAACAAAGUGUAG